Molecule: messenger RNA, 2614 nt
Organism: Sinocyclocheilus grahami
Lineage: Eukaryota; Metazoa; Chordata; Actinopteri; Cypriniformes; Cyprinidae
Product: protein NLRC3-like
Exons: 6
Coding region: 239-2614 (791 amino acids)
Source: RefSeq, a predicted model, not a curated record
UCUCAGCCAGUGCAGAUCAGUUCAGCUGCAGGAUGUCAGAGGAGCGAGGAACAGAGAUCCGUCUCUCACAGAAACACAGGUGACACUGAGCAGCUGAGUGUGUUCACAGCCAGUGCAGAUCAGUUCAGCUGCAGGAUGUCAGAGGAGCGAGGAACAGAGAUCCGUCUCUCACAGAAACACAGGUGACACUGAGCAGCUGAGUGUGUUCUCAGCCAGUGCAGAUCAGUUCAGCUGCAGUAUGUCAGAGGAGCGAGGAACAGAGACCCGUCUCUCACAGAAACACAGUGUAAGAUCAGGAUCACGUGUGUCCAGCUCUGUGUCUGUGAAGAGUGACUGCUCAAGAGAGAAGCCACCAAACUUCAGUGAGAAAACUCCAUCAUCUGCCAAAAGUGUAAGAGCAGGAUCACGUGUGUCCAGCUCUGUGUCUGUGAAGAGUGACUGCUCAAGAGAGAAGCCACCAAACUUCAGUGAGAAAACUCCAUCAUCUGCCAAAAGCAGUGUUCAACGUAAGACAAUACAUUCAGAUGUUCGGGCUAACAGGAACCACAAGGUUUUCAAAGAAAAUCUCCAAUGGAUAUUCAAGGAUCUUGAGAGCAAAAUAAUCACAUUUCUGAAGAAAGAACUGGAAAAGUUAAAGAAAAUAUUACAGAAAGAGAACACACAAUACUUGGUGAAGGACUUUAUUGAAAACAGAAGCAGUAUGAAAGAAGCAGCUCUUGAUCUCUCGCUCUGCUUCCUGAGAGAGAUGAAGCAAGAUGAAGCUGCUGAUGCUCUCGAAGAUGAGCUGUUCUUCAUUCAUCAGCUGAAAUGUAGCCUAAAGAAGAAGUAUGAAUGUGUGUUUGAAGGAAUAGCAAAGCAAGGUGACUCCACACUUCUGAAGAACAUCUACACAGAUCUCUAUAUCACUCAGGGUUGUAGUGAACAGGUCAACACUGAACAUGAGGUCAGACAGAUUGAAGUUGCUUCCAGACGUCAUGAAUCACAGGAAGUACAGGUUAAAUGCAAACAUUUGUUUGAAGCACCUGAACAAGACAAGCAGAUCAGAACUGUGUUGACAAAAGGAGUUGCUGGCAUCGGAAAAUCAGUCUCUGUGCAGAAGUUUGUUCUGGAUUGGGCCGAAGGAAAAGAAAAUCAGGAUAUCAGCUUUAUAUUCCCUCUUCCAUUCAGAGAGAUGAACUUAAAGGAGAAAGAAAACCAAAGUCUAAUGGACCUUAUAACUCAGUUUUUCCCAGAGACAAAAGGACUGAACCUUACAAGAAGUAAUAGUUUGAAAGUCUUGUUCAUCCUCGAUGGAUUGGAUGAGUGUCGUCUUCCUCUAAGCUUUGCUGGUAAUGAGACGUGGUCUGAUGUAUGGUCACCAGCCUCUCUGGAUGUUCUCCUGACGAACCUCAUCGAGGGAAAUCUUCUUCCUUCUGCUCUCAUCUGGAUCACCACCAGACCAGCCGCUGCCAGUAAGCUUCCUCCUGACUGUAUAGACCGGCUGACAGAGAUACGAGGAUUCAGUGACGCACAGAAGGAGAAGUACUUCAGAAAAAGACUCACAGAUGAGGAUCUGGCCAGAGAAAUCAUUGAUCAUGUCAAACAAUCAAAGAGUCUCUUUAUCAUGUGCCACAUCCCAGUCUUCUGCUGGAUUUCAGCCACUGUUCUCCAGAACAUUUUAGAGGAGAAAAGAAAUAAUGAUCUGAAAAACAAUCAGGCUAGUGAUGUCUCUCAAACACUGCAGGAGUCAAACACUGAAGACACUCCCAAGACUCUGACACAAAUGUACACACACUUUCUCCGCUUUCAGAUCCAGCAGAGCAGACGAAAGUAUGACGGAGAAUACACACCAGAUGUUUCCUGGGAUAAAGGUGCCAUCCUUUCACUGGGGAAACUGGCCUUUCAACAGCUGGAAAGAAACAAUAUGAUCUUCUAUGACACAGACCUGGAAGCCUGUGGUAUUGAUGUCUAUAAGGCAUCAGUGUAUUCAGGCAUGUGUACCCAGAUCUUUAAGGAAGAAACAGGGAUCACUGUUGGUACCAUGUACUGCUUCGUUCACUUGAGCAUUCAAGAGUUUAUUGCAGCUGUUUAUGCACAUCUGUUUCUAGACAUCAACAAGAAAAGUGUGUUUGAUAAUGAGUCUACAGAACAGGAAAACAAAAAUAAAACCAUGAUUGAUUUGCUCAAGACUGCAGUGGACAAGGCACUGGAGAGUAACAGUGGACACCUGGAUCUUUUCCUUCGCUUUCUUCUCGGUCUGUCACUUCAGUCCAAUCGUCGACUCUUAAGAGGACUGUUGACACAACAAGACUGCAAUGACCAGAGCAACAAGGAAAUAGUUCAGUACAUCAAGCAGAAAUUAGAAGCUGAUCUGUCUCCAGAGAGAUCCAUCAAUCUGUUCUACUGUCUGAAUGAACUGAAUGAUCAAACUCUGGUGAAAGAGAUUCAGACCCACCUCAGCAAAGGAAGUCUCUCAUCUGCUGACCUUUCACCUGCCCAGUGGUCUGCUGUGGCCUUUGUGUUGUUGACCUCAGAGGAGGAGCUGGAGGAGUUUGAGCUUCAGAAAUUCAAGAAAUCAGACGAGUGUCUCAUUAGACUAUCAGCAGUCAUCAAAACCUCCAAAAGAGCUCUGUAA